Molecule: messenger RNA, 5694 nt
Organism: Williopsis jadinii
Lineage: Eukaryota; Fungi; Ascomycota; Saccharomycetes; Phaffomycetales; Wickerhamomycetaceae
Gene: MOT1
Product: DNA-binding ATPase
Exons: 2
Coding region: 1-5577 (1858 amino acids)
Molecular function (GO): ATP hydrolysis activity; TBP-class protein binding; DNA binding
Source: RefSeq, a predicted model, not a curated record
AUGUCAAGGCUUGAACGUUUGGUUGUGCUGUUGGACACGGGGUCUACGCCCUUUAUAAGGAACACAGCUGCAGAUCAACUGGUUGACCUCGCAAAGGCGCACCCAGAGGAGGUGCUCAACCUGCUCAGUCGUGUUUACCCGUACCUCAACUCGAAGAAAUGGGAGACGAGAACCACCGCUGCAAGGGCGUUUGGUGGUAUCGCGUCACAGGCUGAGACCUGGGACCCAAACGCUGGCGAUGAGACGCCUGUGAAGCUCGAGGAGCUUGACGAUUCGCAGAUCAAGCUCGAAGAACAAGAGAUGAAGUACCUGAACGACUACAACAACUUCAUCUCGCUAGACCAGUGGAACUUCCACGAGAUCCUGAAGUCUGGGAAGAAGCUGCUGUCCUGCUCGGACAGCGAUUCCGUGGCACCAGCACGCACACUGGCGAGCAUAAAGAAGCAGAAGAUUGCGGUUAAAGUCGAAGUCAAGAGGGAAGAGUCCUCGCUGGAGCCUUCGAUGCCUCCUUCUGAUACACGUUCAUCUUCCGCGUCGCCAGCACCCAAUGCUACGCCAACUAUCUCAAGUGCAAGGCUCAAGGCAAUGGCAAAGCGGAAGGCUAAGAUGGCAACGAAAGGUGGCCUUUCAAAAUCCAAACCAGUGGAUCUAUCUCAGAGUUCUGUCUCGAGAAAAUUGGUUGAUAGUGAUGCAUCGUGUACUGGUUUGCAGAGUGCAAGAAGUGUUCAGUCACCAGGUAUGGAUAUAACAACACAAGCAGGUGGUAAUAAACUGGUUGUUGAGACCAAGGCACCUGAAAUUCCACCAAUCUUAGCAGAACAUGCGAAAGUUGCCGGUCUUGUAUGGCCUUUCCAAGGCGUCUACGAGUUGCUCGUUGCAGACAUGUUUUCUGAGACAUGGGAAACGAGACACGGUGCUGUUCUUGGUCUUCGUGAACUGGUUAAGAAGCAUGGCAAAGGUGCCGGAAGAGUCAAAGGAAGAAGCCUUCAGGAAAAUAACCAAAAGAACAGACAAACGUUAGAAGAUCUCGCAUGUCGUUUGCUGACGCUUUUCGCUACAGAUCGAUUUGGUGACUUUGUCUACGAUACCGUAGUUGCUCCAGUGAGAGAGUCUGCUGCUCAGACACUGGCUGCUCUUUUGGUACAUCUUGAUAACGAUCUCGUUGUGCAGAUCUUCAAGCAUUUAGGUGAUUUGGUACUUCAGAAUACUGCAGCUGGUGAAAGAGUGCCAUGUUGGGAAGCCAGCCAUGGAGGUAUGCUUGGUCUGAGGUACCUAGUGAGUGUUCGAACAGACAUUUUGUCAGAGAAACCAGAGUUACUAGAUGAUGUUUUGAGAAUGGUGCUACACGGAUUGAACGACUCUGAUGACGUUCAGGCAGUUGCUGCUGCUACACUGACCCCAAUCACUGAUGAAUUCAUUAGAAUAAAGAGAGACUCAAUCAAGGACGUUAUCACCACAUUGUGGAAUUGUUUGACCAUGCUCAAAGACGAUCUGUCUGCCUCUAUCGGUGCGGUUAUGGAUUUGCUAUCAAAGCUUUGUAUCCACCCUGAAGUUCUAAACAUUAUCAAAGAGGAGGCCUCUGAAAACGAGGAGUACUCCUUCAAGAACUUGAUUCCAAAGCUAUAUCCAUUUCUGAGACACUCCAUCACGAACGUUAGAAUGUCAGUGUUAAGGACUUUGCUUUCAUUCUUGUCCAUUUCAGAUAAGUCAUCGAAGGCUUGGAUUGACGGCCAUGCCAUAAGGCUGGUCUUUCAGAAUCUACUAUUGGAGCAGAACCCCGAAGUGCUGGUGUUAUCACAACAAGUUUUUGUCAAGCUUGUUGAAGAAGCCAACACUCUGGACGAAGCUCACUUCAGUUCAAUGGUUUUACCUCAUAUCAAACCAAUCACCAACUUAUUGAUGACUCCAAUCGGUGUAUCUCGUUACAACUACACGAUGCCACCUCACUAUCUGUUGAACCCCUCCGGUACGCCUUUUGAGCCUCUUCCUCCUCCAGAAGAACAUCACGGUCGUGGACGCAAGAGGAAGUCCCCUCCAAAACCUGACCCUGUUAUCCCACCACCAGAUGAUAAUGAGCGUGUCAACAUUGAUGGUCCGAUGAUCAUUGGAGAUAUCACGCUGUUGGGCGUUGAAGUUUUCUACCGCACACGGAUUGCUAGUGCCACUGCGUUGGGCCAGAUACUGUCCUACCUGGACCCUGAGUCGUUGGAAUCAACUGUGCCUCUCUUGACAGGUUAUCUGUCCAGUUCACAUUCCAGUCCAAGGCUUUUCCUUUCAAUUGUUAUCAAAGAGUACUGUGGUGCCCUCUCUGGUCGUGGACUUGCUCCUUCUGAAAUCGUUGUGUCCAGUUUCUAUGAUUCAUUCUUUUCUGUUUUGAAUGAUCCUUCUUCUCUCCCUUACUAUAAGGAAUUGGUGCCAACAUUGAAAGCCGUGAGAACUCAAUGCCAUGCUUUGUUUAGAGUCUUCAUCGAGGAAGGCAACAUCUCCCAUAACAAGGUGCAAGACCUUCCAGUCGUUGUCCAAGGUGAAGCUGAUGCCGGUCCUGGUGCCUUUAGCCUUGAAGUGGCCGAUACUGUCAUUUCUGAGACGUAUCCUAAACUUCUAAGUCAUAUGAGCAACAUGUACAAGAUGAGCGCACAGAAGGCACUGGAGGAUGCUAAAACAAGACUCGCUAAUGCGAUUGAAGAAGCACGUACCCUGAAGAAUCAGAGAGCCAUCCACAUCCUUUCUAAUUACGCCUCUGCUGCGAUAUCUUUGAAGGAUCUGCCUAAAAAGUUGAAUCCGUUCAUCCGUUCGCUGAUGGACAGUAUCAAGGCUGAAGAGCUGGAGAUCUUACAAGAACGCAGUGCUUCUUCAAUCGCAGAUCUCAUCGGCAAGCUGGUGGCUUGUGGAAAGGUCAACGUUUCCGACAAAAUUGCUAAAAACCUCUGUGGAUUCAUCUGUGUUGAUACCACUGAGGUUCCUGAGUUCAACUCCCUCAGAGACGUCAAGGACACUAUAUUGUCUAUACGGAAAGAAGAGACUUCGUCAGCUGAUUCGGAGGCUUACAACGCUGUCAUCCAUGAGGCAAAGGUCAAGAGAAGAGGUGCACAGUUUGCAUUGGAUGAUAUCUUGACUGCAUUUGGUGAUGAGGUGUUUGACAAAGUUCCACAACUCGGGAAGUCCAUCUUUGAGGCCUUGAGAAACCUUGAGAGUCCAAUACUUGGAGAAGUGGAUGAUACUGUUGGACAAGCAAUCAUCGACGGUCUUGGUAUCUUGAAGGCUCUGUCCGCUUCCUUUGCCAGAGACCUUCUUCCAAGGCUUAUUGAGCUUCUGCCAUUGUUACUGAACGGCUUGAGAUCAUCACUGUCAGUCUUCAGGUACUCUGCUGCGAAGACCAUGGCUGCACUUGCAAAGCUUGCUCCUUCCAAGGUUGUGCCCUUCAUGGUGAAAGAAGUGCUCCCUCUGUUGAACAACGCAGGUGAUGUCUCGGAACGUCAAGGUGGAACUGAGGUUGUGUACCAUCUUUCCAAGGCCAUGGAGGCUGAUAUUCUGCCAUAUGUGAUUUUCUUCAUUGUCCCUGUGUUGGGCCGUAUGAGUGAUUCUGACAAGGACGUACGUGUGCUCGCUACUAGCACUUUUGCAUCUAUCAUCAAGCUGGUUCCGUUAGAAGCUGGUAUUCCGGAUCCGGAGGACGUUCCAAAGGAACUUCUUGAAGGAAGAGAGAAGGAGAGGGAAUUCAUUCGUCAAAUGAUGGAUCCAUCGAGCUCAAAACCAUUCGAUCUUCCCGUGUCUAUUGAAGCCACCCUUAGAAAGUAUCAGCAGGAAGGUGUCAAUUGGUUAGCGUUCUUGAACAAGUACCAUUUACACGGUAUUCUUUGCGACGAUAUGGGGCUAGGUAAGACCCUUCAAACUAUUUGCAUUGUUGCAAGUGAUCAUCAUUUGAGAGCUGAGGAUUAUAAGGCUACGAAAUCAAUUGAGACUAGACCUUUACCGACGCUGAUUGUUUGUCCGCCUAGUUUGACGGGUCAUUGGGAACAAGAGUUCAACCAGUACGCCCCAUUUUUGAACGUUCUUGUUUAUGCUGGUGGUCCAUCUGUGAGACAAGGUCUACGCCAUCAGUUUGGUGAUGCCGAUAUCAUCGUUACUUCCUACGACGUUGUUCGUAAUGAUGUCGAGUUCCUAGGGUCUAAGGACUAUAACUAUUGUGUUUUGGAUGAAGGACAUAUCAUCAAGAACUCCAAUUCAAAGCUAACUAAGGCCGUGAAGAAUAUCAGAGCCAAUCACAGAUUAAUCUUGUCUGGUACUCCUAUUCAGAACAAUGUUCUUGAACUGUGGUCUUUGUUUGAUUUCUUGAUGCCAGGGUUCUUGGGUACUGAGAAAAUGUUUCAAGAGAGGUUUGCUAAACCAAUUGCAGCAUCAAGAAACUCCAAGACCUCUUCGAAGGAACAAGAAGCUGGUGCAUUGGCUUUGGAAGCACUUCAUAAACAGGUGUUACCUUUCAUGUUGCGUCGUUUGAAGGAGGAGGUGUUGUCUGAUUUACCACCAAAGAUCAUCCAGGAUUAUUACUGUCAACUUGGUGACUUGCAAAAGCAGCUGUACAACGACUUUGCUAAGAAGCAAAAGAACGUUGUUCAAGAGGACAUCAAAACCGCAGAUGUUGCAGAGAACAAGACUCACAUUUUCCAAGCAUUGCAGUACAUGAGAAAGUUGUGUAACCAUCCGGCGUUGGUGUUGAACGAGUCUCAUCCUCAGUACAACGAUGUUCGCAAGUACCUUAAGCAGACUGGUCUCGGUCUUCACGAUAUCAAGCACGCACCAAAACUGAUGGCAUUGAAGACGUUGCUGCUGGAAUGUGGCAUUGGUGUACAAGACGUUGACAAGCAGAACUUUGACACGGACAACAUCAUCAGUCAACACCGUGUCUUGAUUUUCUGUCAAUUGAAGGACAUGUUGGAUAUGGUUGAAGAAGAUUUGCUACGUAAGCACUUGCCUUCUGUUACCUUUAUGAGACUAGAUGGUUCUACGGAUCCUAGGGACCGUCAGAAAAUUGUUCAGAAGUUCAACCAAGACCCAUCUAUUGACGUGUUGUUAUUGACGACAAAAGUUGGUGGUCUCGGGCUGAAUUUAACAGGUGCUGAUACGGUGAUAUUUGUGGAACAUGAUUGGAAUCCAAUGAACGACUUACAGGCGAUGGAUAGAGCCCACAGGUUAGGCCAAAAGAAGGUUGUUAACGUGUACAGAUUAAUCACCAAGGACACCUUGGAGGAAAAGAUUAUGGGACUGCAGAAGUUCAAGAUGAACAUCGCUUCCACUGUUGUCAGCCAACAGAAUGCUGGAUUGGCAUCGAUGGACACAGGCCAGCUUUUGGACUUGUUUGAUGUUGACCAGUCUGGACAACAAGAACAGAAUGAAGAUGUUGAAAGGUCCACCAAGACGAAUGGAACUGGUAGUAAAGCCACGUCUGACGAUGCCAUUCAUGAAUCUGGUCUCUCCGGAAAGGCCGGUGCCAUUGUCAACGAACUAGGAGAGUUGUGGGACCAAUCUCAAUACGAUGAAGAGUACAACCUGGAUACCUUCAUCAAGAGUUUGAAGUGAGAUGAGAAACACAAGAUCUCAGUAUCAAUUUAGCAUUAUUGUCACAACUGCAUAGAAAUGGAACAUCCGGGUUCAUUUUUUCAAAUCAUUAAUGGGUUACGAAAUAAUAAUUGAGUG